AUGGACGCUAACGAUCUAAAAUUAGAAUCCUUUAAAGACGCUCCAGGCUAAAACAGAUUUAGGCAGGAGACUGUCAAGAAAGUGCCCUAGUCUCGGAACGACAUAUACGGAGUCUCUGGAGAUCAUGAUCAUGACAAUGAAUUAGACUUCGAAAGAGAUCACAAUGGGCAUGAUUAGACUCUAAAUCAUGAUGAUGAAGAGUUCCAGCACGAAGAUGAUGACGACUUGCCCGCUGGUGGCCUUCUUAGGAAAGGUACGACCUAGAUAUUUGAUGUAGAUGCUCAGAAUGACCUAAGCUAUUCCAAAAUGAUGAUGGUAGUUGAUUAGAAUCAUCCAAGACUCGAGAUUGAGGGAAGAGGCGGCAAAAAAGAGUAUCAGCAAAGACCAUUCUGCAAAACUAAAACUGGUUGGCACUGCUGUUGCAGACCUUGCAGGCAAAGUGAUAUCCAUCAGUAUGGUAUAGGUAUUACUCUCUACUUUAAAAUGCUGAAAUUCUUGGUAAUCUUAUUUACGAUGGCAAGCAUCAUAAACAUCCCCAUGUUUGUUUUGUAUUCUGCUGGUGGUGGCACUAAUGAUCAAACAGCAUAUAUGGGUGAAAACUCAAUGGCUUGCAAUUUUGAUCAAGUAGUCAAGGCAAAUGAUAUGGCUGUAGAUUUUUAUUUGUCUUGUGAGCAAGGUGUCUUAUGUGAUCUGAAGGGAUUUGGAUAAGAUUACGCCAGAGACAAUGAGACUUCGAUUUCAUCCUGCAAUAAAGACAAAAAUAUUUACUAUGACAAUGCCUGCAAUAUGAGUGAAUUCGACAAAUCCUAUUUUGACUAUACGAUUCAAACUUAUAAAAACUCUUGCCAAGACAAGUAAACUUUUGAUUCAGGGAUUCUCACCAAGGACAAAGUAGCUAUUAUCAUUGCAAUAUUUGAUGUCAUCUUUGCAGUGCUGCUUGGUGUAUCAUUGAUAAUUUACAAAUGUCUUAUGAAGAUUGAGAACAUAGAGAUAAAAGGAGUUACGAUUAAUGCAGCCAAUUUCACUGUUUAGUUAUCAGGAAUACCUGAGCAUUAGAAUGUACAUCACAUGAAAGGGGAGAUUUGGGAAUGGACUGAAAACUAACUUAAAAGACUUGAUGAUGAAAACGAUGACGAUCCGAAUGACAAGACUUCCCCUGUAAAUAACCCCAAAGUUGAUUAAGAGGACAAAAGAUUGCAAAGCUUUGAAGCAGAUGGUGUCGAUGAGAAUAGUAAGGUAAUACCAAGAGUAAUCAGGGAUGUAGCUUUGAAUAAUUAAAGUGAAAACGAUCCUAGAGCAGAGAAAGCAAAGAAAAACAGAAUAGUAGAUAUAACGAUGGGAUUGAAUGACUACGACUAUAUUAUCCACCUCUGCUAUCUUAAUCUUUUCUACAAACAAAUUAAGCUCAAUAUGUUAAGAUUACCAAAAAUCUAAAGCCCACAAAUCAAAGCAAACAUUGAAAAGUAAAUUGAAGGUUUAAAAUUGAAAAUAAAAGCAAGAUUAGAGACUUAUGACUUGUGGAUGAAGAAUAAUAUGCAGCUGGGACUUUGUGCCUUCAUUUAAUUCAGAAGUAUGAUUGAUAUGAUAAGGUUCUUAUCUGGUUUCGGUCUCAGUGUUCCUGAUAAGCUUUGCUUUAAAUGUAGGAAAAAUAGGCCAUCAGUUAAAGCUAAACUAUUUUUUGGGAAACUACCUGUUAUGCUAACUGCUCCUGAUCCAGCUAAUCUCCUUUGGGUUAACUUAAGAUACUCAAAAUGUAAUACCUUCUGGAGGAGGUUCUUAAUAGCUAUUGUUAGCAUUAUAUUGAUGGCAGGAUCAUUCAUCGCCAUUAUUUAUGCUAAAGAUUUUGAAAAGUAGGUGUAGCUGAGAUACAAUAUGAAUAUGGACUGUGGUACCCUGACUUAUACUUAAGCCCAGGUCAUUUAUCAAGAACAGCAAGCUUUGAUUUAAACUUCAACUUCGUUUAAUUAUCUCCACUGCUAUUGCCUUCAAUAAUUCAAAAGCGUGGGUAACAUGUUUGUUUAUGUGAUUGCUUUCAUCAUAGUAGCAUGCAAUAUUUUAGUAAAGGGGAUACUGAGAUAUAUCACCUAUUUUGAAAAACCAAAGACUGUAGGAAUUAGAUCUUUCUCAGUUAUGAUAAAAAUAUUCUUGAUUUAGUUUGUAAAUACUGUGAUGAUAUUGAUUCUUGUCAAUUGGAGGAUAGAUAGGACAUAUGAUUUUGAGUUGAAUGGAAAGUUAUACAAGAUACCUAAACCUAUUUUUGGGGAUAACUUUGUAAUCUUUUCUGGAAGAUAUACUGAUUUCACUCCAGAAUUCUAUAGAACAGUUGGAACUACCUUGUUACUGACAAUGAUUAUCAAUAUCGUCUCACCUAAUUUUAUCAAUUUCGGGUUUUACCUUGUCAAAAAGAUCUCUUAAUGCUGCGAUAGAAGAUGCACUACUGACCUUAGAAAAACUAAAAUGAUCAUAUAAGAAGACUAUGAGGCUCUCUACAUGGGUCCUGAGUUGUAAUUUGAAGGAAGAUAUGCUACUUUACUGACAACAUUCUACGCAUGUCUCUUUCUUUCAUUCGGAAUGCCAUUAUUCUAUGUAGUUGGAUUUCUUUCUUUCCUCUUUACUUACUGGAUUGAUAAAUAUCUUUUUGGAGUAUUUUUCCAUUUGGUCAUAGCAUUUAUGAUGAUUAGUAAUAAUCUGCUUUUUGGAAAGGUUUGUGGACUACCUGAUUUUGAUGGUUUCAAGGCUUCAGUUACAGCAACUGUUUUAUAGAUACCAUUCAUUGAUAUUAUCUUUGAUUCAAAAAGAUUUGAAGCUACUCAUUCUAUUCUACUAUUUGUUGUUAUGUUUGUUGCUGUGACUUUGAUUUUGCUUCUAGUUGUGCUAGGUACUUUCUUGUACAGUUGCUAUUAGUCAUGCAAAAAAACUUGUAAUUGUAACUGCUUUAAAAAGCUGGCCACAUCAUGCACUGCUUGCCUUUCAAAGUGUUGCAAUAUCACUGCAUGCUUUAAGAAAUGCAUCUCAAGCUGCACAGCAUUUUGCAAGGGCAAAUGUGCUCAGACUAGUUGUUGCAGUAAAAUUUGCUGCUGCUGUUCAGGGAAUCUUGAUAUAAUGGAAGGUAUACGUCCACUACUUGAUCUCAAAAAUAUUGUCAGCUUAGAUUUUUACAAAGAAAUCUCUAUUUUUGAAUUAAGAUUGCUCUAUAUAAGAACAAACUAUGAAUUAGAGAUGCUUGAAGCUAGUUUAAAUGGAAAGCUUAAACUAGGAGUUAAUGAUAAUUUUGAUGCUAAGCUUAAUAUUAAAUUUGAUGCUAGCAUAGGAAUGAAUGCAGAUGGGUCACUGCCUUAAGGAUUUGUAAGGAUGAGAGAAUACAUGAAAUUUAGACAAGCUGCUAUUGAACUUGAAAUUAAAAACAGACUCUUAGAUCUUUAAAUAAAAGCUAAAAUUCCAGGAGAAAUUGAUUUGAAUACAUAAAUAGGAAUUAUUAAAGGAUUAGAAGCCGCUUUAAAAAUAAAAGGGGGACUCAUUCAUUUAAAAAGACUUAGUGGUUUAUUCAGUUAUGAUAUCAAGUUUAGUCCUGAGUAUACACACUGCCUAAAAAUGAAGGAAAAGCUGCCUGAACUUAGAAAACUUAUUGGUCAGUAGUGA
Stylonychia lemnae is the source of this 3639-nucleotide messenger RNA. Lineage: Eukaryota; Ciliophora; Spirotrichea; Sporadotrichida; Oxytrichidae. The record is from the annotation of a GenBank genome assembly.